Molecule: messenger RNA, 390 nt
Organism: Chrysochloris asiatica (Cape golden mole)
Lineage: Eukaryota; Metazoa; Chordata; Mammalia; Afrosoricida; Chrysochloridae
Product: natural cytotoxicity triggering receptor 3-like
Exons: 4
Coding region: 1-390 (129 amino acids)
Source: RefSeq, a predicted model, not a curated record
AUGUCUGCAGCAGAGCUACAGAGGGAUUCUGUGCCCUCUGACUGGCCCAGACCCCUGAGAUUCAGAACCCAGGAGGGCAACACCACAUCCCUGCCCUGCUUCUCCAAUAUCAGCAGAGAAAGACCGGCCAUUGUUUCUGUUGCAUGGUACCUGGACAAGAUGGCCCCUGGGAAGGAGGUGAGGAAUGAAACAUUAAUAGUCUGUCUGUGCAGGGUUGAGACGCUGGGCCUGGGCUUUGGCACAAGGAAUGGGACUCUGCUGGUGGGAAGUGAAGCACUGGGAGGUGGCCCUCUGUGGAUCUCUCAGCUAGAAGCCAGUACCAUCCUCCUUUGGGCUGCAUUCUAUGCCUUCAGCUUUUUCUCAGUAGCAACAGACAGCACCAUCUAUUAA